Humulus lupulus (European hop) is the source of this 1317-nucleotide messenger RNA. RefSeq lists its product as uncharacterized. Lineage: Eukaryota; Viridiplantae; Streptophyta; Magnoliopsida; Rosales; Cannabaceae. The transcript is spliced from 3 exons. The record is from RefSeq and is a predicted model, not a curated record. Bases 1 to 1317 code for a protein of 438 amino acids.
AUGAAACUUCACUUGAGCAAGGCAUAUGAUACUAUUGACUGGAAUUUUUUGGAGAAUUUGCUCAAUAUGUUUUUCUUUCCUAGUCGGUUCAUCAAUUGGAUUAUGGUUUGCUUGAGGGGUUCGUCUUACUCUUUGGUUCUAAAUGGUAGAAUUCAAGGGCACUUUAAGGGCGGAAAAGGGCUUCGGCAAGGAAAUCCUAUUUCUCCUUUACUCUUUGUUAUUGUGAUGGAGUAUCUCACCCGCCUAUUGAUUAAGGCUUCCAAGGAUAAUCGAUUCAGAUUUCAUCCAAUGUGUAAGUCUUUGAAUCUAAUUAGUCUAUGCUUUGCUGACGACCUUAUUCUAUUUUGUAAAGGUACCUCCUCCUCUGUGCAAAUUCUUCUAGAGGCGUUUUCUGAGUUUGGCAUCUCUUCGAGUCUAAAAAUUAAUUACUCUAAAUCUCAUAUUUACUUUGGAGGUGUUCCAGCUGAGUUUAAAGCUAAAAUUCUGGAAUGUUCGAAGCUUACUGAGGGUAGUUUCCCGCUGAAAUAUCUUGGGGUUCCUCUUCGGCCUACCAAAUGGAAGGCCACUGACUGUGAUAUCAUAUUUAAGAAGAUUCAGCUGCGUCUCAAUGUUUGGUCCAAUCGCCAUCUUUCAUAUGCUGGGGAUAUUCGUUGGGAUCAUGUGCUAAAGCAUGACUCCAGUUGGUACUGGCGAAAACUUUUUUUCUUCUGUAAUUCUGUUUCUCGAUCUGAUUUGGAGGCUGUUGUGGUAAAGGGUAAACUUCAUUUGGGUACCUUAGAUGUUCAAUUCCUUUCUUGUGAGCGUAUUGAGUAUGAGAGGCCUGUUUGGUGUAAGCUUUCUAUUCCUAAGCAUAGAUUUAUAUUUUGGCAGACUAUUAAUCAACAUCUUAUUACUAGAGACUUGUUGGUUCUUCAUCAUGUUGUUGUUGACUUUGUGCUUUGCCCGGUUUUUGGUCUUGCUGAUGAAAGUCAUGGCCAUUUAUUUUUUGAGUGUAUUUUUUCCAAGAAGGUUCUGCAGCUUUUUUCCAGCUGGCUUGGAGGGGUUGCUUGGCCUGGAAAUUAUGAGGAUUGGAUUGCUUGGCUAGCCAGUUGGAAGUCCGGUUGGCUUCAUCAUGUUGUUGUUGACUCUGUGCUUUGCCCGGUUUUUGGUCUUGCUGAUGAAAGUCAUGGCCAUUUAUAUUUUGAGUGUAGUUAUUUUACUAUCUUUAAAGUUGAGCAAUUGAUUAGGCACUCUGUUAAAGCUAGAGUUCUUAACAUUUCUUCUAGGCAUUUAUCUACUAGAGAAAAGCAAAUGAUUGAGUUUGUGAAAUCAUUGUAA